This is a messenger RNA of Hermetia illucens (black soldier fly), 1567 nucleotides long. RefSeq names its product probable low affinity copper uptake protein 2. Gene Ontology annotation, molecular function: copper ion transmembrane transporter activity. The transcript has 4 exons. The record is from RefSeq and is a predicted model, not a curated record. Bases 449 to 1117 code for a protein of 222 amino acids. Lineage: Eukaryota; Metazoa; Arthropoda; Insecta; Diptera; Stratiomyidae. Gene Ontology annotation, cellular component: plasma membrane. Gene Ontology annotation, biological process: intracellular copper ion homeostasis; copper ion transmembrane transport.
ACAACGAAAAUGUCAGUCGAUUCGGGAAGUACAGAGCGUUUGGGUGUGUUGUUAUCAUCCACCUUCAAGUUUUCUGACUAAUUGAAAUUUGCAUAAUAUCUGAAAUUCAAUUGUGGUUUUAAUGACUGUGACGAGUUUCCCCCUCACUAACGGUUAUCUAGAAAACGAAAAAAGAAAUCAUUGAAGUGUAGUGCGAAGUGUUCAUCAUGUUUUUGUCGUAUUGGAUGUGUUUCGCAUGAAGUGGAAAAGUGAAAAAUCCUAAAUAAAUGCAAUAAUCGUUUCUUGGCUGGCGUUCAGAUUUAUAUUUACGGUCGACAGGUUGCUGUUGUGGAUGACUGGCUGCGAAUUGGAUGGCUAAUGUUGGCUACCAUUGAAAUUCUUACCACGUAAAAAAAUCGGUCAAAGCUGUGGAAGUCGAAGUGAAUAAACCAAAACAAAAUAUAAUAAAAUGCAUCAUCAUUUAUCGGCUUUUCAUUGGGAUACGGAUGUUGGUGUGUACUUGUUUCCCGGCUUGAAAGUCAACGGUUCCACGGCACUUUUCCUAUUGAGUCUAGUUUUGAUAUUAUUAUCCAUUGCGUAUGAAGCAAUUAAGGUCCUACAAACAAGAGCUCGAGCUCGCGCCGCCCGCGAACGAAUACGAACACCAUCAUGUGCUCCAAGCGAAACAGCCAACUUAAUAACCGCCGAUUCACGACGAGGUGGUCAUCAUCGUAUUCCUUUCUCGAAAAAGUUUCGUAAACUAUUCCUUCAAGCCUUGGUCUUCAUGUUCCAUACAACUCUAGGCUACAUUAUCAUGUUGUCUGUAAUGGUCUACAAUGGCUAUGUGUUUUUAGUUGUUGUUCUAGCCAUGGGCUUGGGAUACUUUCUAUUCGGACACAUAUCAAUGCGAAUAAAUAUGGAAAAUAUGCGUGCACGAACUACAAAUGUGAUUUGCUCAACUGCUUGCCCAGAACAGCCGUCAACGUCUAGCUCCAAACAUACCCGAACAGGAUAUACUAACGAAAUAGCUUCAGACUCAUCCAGUGACAAUAACUCCUGUGAUAAUCAAUCAUGUUCUGUUGAUGUCCCAUCGGAAUGCCAUUCAAAUACAAAUAUAGUGGAUUCUUGCCGUCUCUAACGAUAUUUAAAGAUAACUCUAUCUAUUUUUAGCUAAGCAAUAUGAAUAUGCAUAAAAAAUAUGGAAAUAUGUGUGUAUAUUAUCCUUGUGAAAUUAGAAAUGAAAAGAUACUCUACCGAAACCUGUACGUUACUAUGGUGGUUGCUCAAUUAGAAAACUACAAUUUUAUAUACUAUACAUAUCCGUUUCUAAUUUCAAAUGUUGUAUAUUAUCUCGUUGAACUAUUGAUAUUUUAUGUGAUUUUAAUUAUGAUGUAAAUAUUGUAAAAAGCAAGCAAGCAAACCAAUUCAAACAGUUCACUGAAAGUUAUUUGUUGUUGCUCAGAUUUUCUAAUUUAAAACAAAUCAUAAUUUUAUAUAUAUAUUUGUGAACAGAUGUGGACAGGAAAUAUUAACUCGUGAUGAUUUUUUAUAUGAAUAAAUUCAAUAUUUUUAGUUUUUAAAAUCGUUA